Messenger RNA from Phalacrocorax carbo (great cormorant), 5566 nucleotides. The record is from RefSeq and is a predicted model, not a curated record. NCBI's taxonomy places the organism in Eukaryota, Metazoa, Chordata, Aves, Suliformes, Phalacrocoracidae.
CCGCCGCCGCUGACCCCGGCCGGCGGCCCCCGCCCCGGCGCCCAGCGGAGCGGGCGGGGGCGGGCGGCCGGGGGAGCCGGCGGAGCGGAGGAGGAGGAGGAGGAGGAGGAAGAGGAGGAGGAAGGGGGGGGUGCCCGGCGCGGACACCGCCUGCAUGUGGCCGGGAGCCCCCGCCGCCCGCCCCGCCGAGCCGGGCCCGGACCCGGCGGCGGGGCGGGCUGGCGGCGGGGCCGCGCCGCCGAAGGUAGGGGCGGGGGGGGGUGGUGGUGGUGGUGGUGGUGGCGGCGGGGGGCGGCUUCGCCCCGCCGUGCCCGCGACCUGAGCGGCUGUGGGCGGGGAGCGCCCCUGCGCCGCGAUAAAUAGCGCUUUCCCUCGCCUGACAGCCCGUCCCCGGGGCGCAGGGGGGUGCGAGCGGCAGCGCCCCUCCGCUGCCGGCGGGACGAAGUUGGGGCUCUCGGUGACUCUGCGCUGAGGCCCCGCUCCUGCCCUGACCUGCGGGUUUUGAUUUUUCUCUUUUUGGUUCUCGGGGAGAGCCGGAGAAGGGGGAGGACCGGGAAAGCCGGGAGCCAAGCUUCCCCCCCCCUCUCCCUGAAGCGCGGGGGAGAUGCUGGAAGCGGCUCUGAGUUCGCAGCGCCCGGGAACGGGAGCAGGAGGCGUGUGAGCUCCUGCCGGUCCCCGCGGUAGCCGCUACCCGCGGCGCCCCGCCGGCCCCUUCCCUCCGUCCGUCCGUCCGUCCCUCCUCACCCGGGGCCGCUCGCAGCCCCUCGCCGCCGCUGGAGGAGGCUGCCCACCCCCGCGGCCCAGGAUGCAGUUUCGCCUCUUCUCCUUUGCCUUGAUCAUCCUGAACUGUAUGGAUUACGGCCACUGCCAAGCCGGCCGCUGGAGACGCAGCAAGAGAGCUAGCUAUGGUCCAAAUCCAAUCUGCAAAGGCUGUUUGUCUUGUUCAAAGGAUAAUGGGUGCAUCAGAUGCCAGCACAAGUUAUUCUUCUUCCUACGAAGAGAAGGAAUGAGACAAUAUGGCGAAUGCUUGCAUUCCUGCCCAUCAGGGUACUAUGGACUCCGAACGCCAGACAUGAACAGAUGUUCAAGAUGCAGAAUAGAAAACUGCGACUCCUGCUUUAGCAGAGACUUUUGUACCAAAUGCAAAACUGGCUUCUACUCGCACAGAGGCCGCUGCUUCCGAGGAUGUCCCCCUGGAUUUGCAGCCUUGGAAGAGCUUAUGGAAUGUGUGGGCUGUGAAGUGGGUCAGUGGAGUGAGUGGGGAACUUGCAGCAGAAAUAACAAAACAUGUGGAUUUAAGUGGGGCCUGGAAACGAGAACAAGACAAAUUGUGAAGAAGCCAGCGAAAGACACGAUACAAUGCCCAACCAUUGCAGAAUCCAGACGGUGUAAAAUGGCCAUGAGACAUUGUCCAGGAGGAAGAAGACCAACAAAAACAAAGGACAAGAAAAAGAAGAAAAAGAAUUUGAUGGAAAGGGCUCAGAAGCAGCACAGCAUCUUUUUAGCAACAGAUAAAACAAGCCAGUAAAGACUUUAUUUUCUUUAAUAUAUUUUUUUGCGAAGUGCACAAAAGCUGCUAUAUGCUCCUGCCCAUGGAUGCACUACGAUUCAGCUGCUUUGACAGUAUUGGUGGCAAAUAACUUGUGAAAAAAGCCCACAAGCUUGUUUGUUUUAUUUAUAUUUUAAAAAUUUUAUUUCUUCUCUCAUUUUUGACCUGAAGACUUCAAGGUCAGGAGCACACUGAGUUGAAUCAGUGAAAGUGGUGCUGAAGUGCGUCAAAGAUUUUGUCCUGAGUGCCUGGUCAACGUGUUGACACGGAAGGGAAGCAGAAGAGAAACCUAUGUAUCACCAUUAGGCAAACUUGUGCAUAUUUAAAUAAACAAAAAAAGAAAAGGAAGUCUUGGAGGUGUAGGUACUAUUGCAUUUAUGGCCUUUGUUUCUUAUAUUUGUACAUUUCAAGAGUAAAUGGAUAUGACUUACUACUUAGCAUUAAUGUAUGUGUUCUCAGCACCUGCUACAUUGAAAAAGUUGUAUAAUAAAACUGCUUUAAGACAUUAUACCACAGGAAUUACUGCUUAGACUUACAGAAGCACAACAGACCCUAUGUGUACAUAUUAUCCUGUCUACAUAUAAAUGAACAUAUUUACUGUACAUCUAUGCAUUUUUAUGUAUAAUACUUCAUACAUGUUUAAAGUUAUGUCCUGUUGGUUCUAGUAAUAUACUUUAAAAUAAUCCAGUAAAUAUUUACUUUUUACUAUGUUUUAAGUAUCGUCUCAUGUUUCUCAAUAGCUACAAACUGGAUGUUUUUCUCAUUUGUAAAGCUCAUUCAGAUGGCUAAACUACCUUGUACUGACCCUUGUACUGUCAGCUUGCAAGUACACUUGCCAGACUUGUAAACUGUGAGUCAUUUCUGCCAUUCUGUACUCCUGUCUCAGCCCUGGUGUAUUUUGUCUCAGAAAAAGAAGUGUAACUUUUUUUAAGAUGAGGCACGAUGAUGAUAGAUGUUUUGAGUGUCAGGAGAGAAAUUAUAUAGAAAUUUCUUGGUAUCUAAGAUUGUAUGCAUAGUUUUUUUCUGAUAUAAUGCACAAUGUUCUGUUUCUGUUAGUCCUGAUCCAGUCAGAUACAGCAAACAAACACCUGAACAGGGGAGAAACAAAAGGAAAAACUAAGUUCAGUCAUUCAAAAGUAUAGCAAACCCCAAUCGGUGUGCCAGUAUUGCCAGUUAUUUGUAGAGGUUUAGCAAGUUUAAUCUGCAUCUGGUGUUUGUUUUGAGGAUUUUUUGGGGGGAAAGGUGGAGAGAAUUUUCUGUAUAGGAAGUUAAAAUGGCUCAGGGUGUGUAAUUUGGUAAUCUAGUAUUAUUGGACUUGUGUUCAGGAAGAUUUUUUUAACAUCUGCUUGGAAAAGCCCACACUAAAAUGUCUGUCAUCUGUGCUGUCACUUAGAUAAGUUAUUCCAGUUCUCGGACUAAAACUUUCAUAUGACCUAUACAAAUCAAGGAAAAGGUAAAACAAUCCCCAGACCCCUACAAAACUCUUUUUGACAUAUACUUUAGAAAAAUCCCACAGAUCUCAGUUUUAUUUUUAUGGGGUAUAUGUAUGUUUACAAAUAAACUAGGAAAAUAAAGCAUCUAUAAGCACAAAUAUAUCCAUAUUUAGCUAGGACGAGUGUUGCUACAAAAAUGUGCAGUAGUUAGCCACGUAAGAAUGUUCCAUGAAACCGCUUGUGGACUUCCACUUAACCAUGAGGUUUUCACCAUCUUUUAUUUAGUAUAUGUUCAAAUUUACCUAGAACAUAAUAAUGUUAAGGACAGUAAGAUUGUUCUGAUCCUGGGCUGCUAUUUUGGAUAUUAAAUGCUCACUUCAAAAAAAAAGAAAAAAAAAAAAAGACAAUAAGAACUGUAGCUGCCUGUUUGCUUACUGAUUAUCAGAUUUGGCUGUAAGUGCAGUGAAUGCCCUCAUACAAUCCUUUUCGUAGUGGUUACAAAUAUUGUAUUAGGCAUGUCAUGGAAAGAAUGCUACAAAAUACAAUAAAAUGAUGUCACAAGCUUCUGAGUAAAAUAUUUCUGUUCCUUUUUAAUUCAAAGAAUAUAUGCCUUUGAAAUAGCAUAGACAGAGAAGAAUUGGAGGAAGUCUGUGGUGCAGGUUUUUUCCCACUGGAGUGGAAAAUUUGAGGGUUUUCCAAACUGCUAUUUUGUUGAUAUUUACAUGUUUGAAAAGCCACUGUACAUGAGAUAUACAUUGAUUUCUCUUGUCUCAGUCACCUUCAUAUUCAGAGUUUCCUUGAGAACGUAGACAGAAGAAAUUCAUCCCUAAGUAGCACGUGCCCUUGUGCAUAGUUUCUUCUUUGUCCUAGACAUCUGUUUUCAUCCUGCCUUUGCAUGGUGUAUCCUAUAAAUGUAUUCAUAGCACUGGGGUUUUUUUUAGGGUCACACUUCUCCUGAGAUUAGAAAGGACCAUUCCUUGGACAUGAGGAAAAGGUUCUUCACUGAGAGGGUGGUCGGUCACUAGAACAGGAUCUCCAGGGAAGUGGUCACAGCACCAAGCCUGUCAGAGUUCAGGGAGCAUCUGCGUGAUGCUCUUAGUCAUAUGGUUUAGUUUUAGGUAGUCCUGCAAGGAGCAGGGAGUUGGAAUAGAUGAUCCUUAUGGGUCUUUUCCAACUUGAGACAUUGCAUGAUUCUGAGAUUCUAUGAACUUGAGAGAUCAUCUAGUCCCAAUCUCUGCUUGAAACAGGGCUAACCUCAAAGUUAUGUCAAAUCUGCCUGAGGUGAAGGAUACCUCUCCAGUCUGUGUUGCCACAUUUUACUAUCUUCACAGGCAUUUGUUGUUGUUGUGGUUGAGAUUUGUGCACAUUGCCCCUUGUGCUUUUGCUGUGGACUUCUGAGGAGAGUUGUGCUCGGUCUUCUCUAUAAGCCCCGGUCAGGUAGCUGAAGACUGCUGCUAGAUUUCCCUUUAGCCUCCUCUUCUCCAGGUCAAGUACCCACAGUGUCUUUGGCCUCUCGUCAGAUGUUUUGUGCUCCAGACCCCUAACUAUUUUAGUGACACUCUGGUGGACUUACUCUCUUCUUAUACUGAAUACCCCAAACCAGGCACAGUACCCCAGCGGUGGCCUCCUGGACUGCUGAGUAAACAGGGUCCAACCUCUCCUGGACUACUCUCUUUUGGGAUUCCAGAGAAGAUCCUCACAACGGUGGCUUUCAUACUUUUUCUGGGAUGCUUGGAGAACUGGGGACAGAUCUGGGAGAGGACUGAUUUACGCUACUGCUUCAGGAUCUUCAGACAGAUACUAUUUCUUUGUAAAGUGAAGAAGAUCGUGUUUUCAAAGCUGGAUACUAUUAAAACAGCCUGUGCUACUCUGCCUCUGAUUUUCUUUAAAUUUGGUCAGAAUCAGGCUUGUAAAGGUCUUACUUCUUUUCUGGUAAGCAGCUGACCAGGUACAGAUGCCACCUUUUUUGCCUUUCAGAGCUGUCAUUACUUUUUGAAUCUAACUGUUUCUCUUAAACAGUGGAAGGAUUCAAAGCAAUGGAGCUUCUGUGUUCACAAGAUUUUUAUGCCUCUAGUUUAAUGAUUAGCUAUUGGAAAUUUGUUUAAACUAGAAGAGAUUCAAGUUCAUAGGAUAAAGAAGUUUCCAUGCUGUAAUAAUCAGUUAAAAAAAAUGUUAUAUUACAAUGAUAUGCAAAAAGUUAUUUUUUGAAAGUGUACAUUCCUUUAUAUCUUAUUCACCUGUCCCAGAAGAGGCAGUUGCAUAGCCAUACUCUGCAUUUGGGAUCUCUGCAUCCUCAGCAUGCCUUACUUUAUCCUGACCUCCUAGCAUCUGUCUCUCUAAAUAAAAAAAAUCCAACCCCCUCAAAAGAAGCAGGUGCAUGUUUAAAGCAAUUAUUUUGUGUCUGACUGGUCUUUAAUGCAUCUCAGCCGUUCUUGCUAGUGAGAAAUUAUUGUUACAUGUCUCUUUUCUUAUUCCUGGGGUGCAAAAUAAAAAGUUGUGUUUCAAUUAUGGCAAUGCAAACCUUCCAUAUUACACAUGUCGGUAUUAGGAAGUUAUUCUCCUCUUAUACCUAUAUGCUUAACAU